Messenger RNA from Helianthus annuus (common sunflower), 1409 nucleotides. RefSeq names its product transcription factor MYB61. The record is from RefSeq and is a predicted model, not a curated record. Lineage: Eukaryota; Viridiplantae; Streptophyta; Magnoliopsida; Asterales; Asteraceae. Gene Ontology annotation, biological process: regulation of stomatal movement. The transcript is spliced from 2 exons. Bases 191 to 1246 code for a protein of 351 amino acids.
CCCUCCAUUUUCAAAACCUUCUCUCUCUCUCUCUCAUAACUCUCUCUCUCUCUCUCUCUCUUACUGUGUGUUUGAGUGUGUGAACUAGCUAUCAACCCUUACUUUUGGGUGACAAUUCUCACACACACACACUAAAGUAAUCUUAAAAACAAAACCCUUUACCAAUCUUUGUGGAAUCUGUGUCAUCCACAUGGGAAGGCAUUCUUGUUGUUAUAAACAAAAGCUAAGAAAAGGCCUCUGGUCCCCUGAAGAAGAUGAAAAACUCAUCAGACACAUCACCAAAUUUGGCCAUGGCUGCUGGAGUUCUGUCCCUAAACUUGCUGGCCUUGAAAGAUGUGGCAAGAGUUGCAGGCUUAGAUGGAUUAACUACUUGAGGCCUGAUCUUAAAAGAGGCACAUUCUCUCAACAAGAAGAGAAACUAAUCAUUGAAUUACAUGCUGUUCUUGGAAACAAAUGGUCUCAAAUUGCAGCUCAAUUACCGGGAAGAACAGAUAACGAGAUCAAGAACUUAUGGAACUCAUCGAUCAAGAAAAAGCUACGACAACGAGGGAUUGAUCCAAACACUCACAAGCCACUUUCAGAACUCAAUGAUAUCGCUCCAUCCGGUAGCAACGACAAGAACUCGCAAGACUCAUAUAAUAUCGACGAGAAAGUUCAACCAAGUGCUGUGGCAACAUCAUACCCCAUCAUUGACAACUCUCCACCCGCAACACAUGAAUUCUUCCUCAACAGAUUCGUAGCAAGCCACGAGACUACAAUCAAGCAACCCGAUUCCCACCACCAACUCGCCGGAUUUCUCCCUUUCAGUUAUACCCAACAACAGCAACCCACUGAUCUUUUCUUUCAAACUGAUUCCAAGUCAUCAUCUGAGCUGAUUCCAGAAUAUAACACUUCUUCAAUCUCCAACCCUUUACUCUCAGCUACGCGGAACCAAAAUCAUUGGGGAAGUAAUAAUAAUAGUAGCAGCAGCAACAACAACAACAACAACAACAACAAUGGUUUCUUUCAGACAAACAAUGGGUAUCAUCCAUGGGGAUUAAGUGACGGGACAAAGAUUCAAAACCAAACUAAUGGUGUACAGGGAGAACAAGAUUACAUGAAAUGGAAUGAUCAAUAUCUUCCAUUUUUAAUGGGGAAGUCUACCAUUGAUCAAAGUAACCAUGAACUGUAUCAUGGACAACAAAGUGUGGAUACUUACAACAAGAAUUUUGAGAGGAUUACAACAAGCUAUGGACAAUAUUCAUAGACUUACAUGCAGCAAAUUCAGAGUUCAUACUGGUGUGUGACCCUUCUAGAGGGUGUUUUUCUUUCUUUUAUCUUAUAAUUGUGUAAAUAGGUUUCUAAGGAUUUGUCAAUUUCUUUUAUUUUGUUUUGAUUCUUUUUUAAAGAAAGGAUAAAUUUCCACAAUA